AUGCUCUAUGAAUGCAACUGGGAAGCUCUCGUGCACUGGGUACUUCGGUGUACCGGUCUGCGAGCUGUACUGAAGUUGUAUGAUUGCUGGGUUUUUCGGACGUCAAGGAUAUUGGGUCUCCUUCUUAGGCUAGGCGAAGCUGGUUAUGCGAUGUUCUUUGACGUUUACGUACGAGAAGCACUCCACGGGGAACAAGGUACAGUUGGGCAGAUACCUGACUGGGAAAAUCCCACGAUAGUGGGACGUAAUCGCAGACCAGCGAAAGGCACGACGUACGCUUUUACAGAUGAAGCCGAGUUUGUCUCUUUCUGGCGAAGUGGAGGUUGUUGGGAACGCCGACUAACUUUGAGUAAUGUUCGUUCUCUGAACGGAGUGUGGCAAUUUAAACUUUUGUCGUACCCGAUAUCUUUAACAGGUGAAUACGUUGCGAUGGACUUCUCGACGAACGAAUGGGAUUCCAUCAACGUGCCGUCAAACUGGCAAUGUGAGGGAUGGGAUCGACCCAUAUACACCAACUUCCAAUAUCCUUUCCCGCUCCACCCACCGGUCGCUAGAACUCAGAGCGACUAUUCAAGCGAUAACUCGAGGGGACAUACGAAGAUAAGUGCUGUAAAUCCAACUGGUGUGUACAGGCACUCAUUUAACUUGGAGGAUGACUGGAACGCAAAGCAUGAUAAAACGUACAUCGUAUUUGAGGGAGUUGACGCAGCUUUCCAUGUCUGGGUAAACGAGCAGUCAGUCGGUUACUCUCAAGAUAGCAAACUGGCCGCAGAGUUUGACAUUUCUAGGUACAUUCAUAGUGGAGUCAAUCAGUUGGUAGUACAUGUCUACCGGUGGUGUGAUGGCAGCUAUCUGGAGGAUCAAGACCAGUGGUGGCUGAGUGGAAUAUUCAGAGAUGUGUAUUUAUAUCGCAAGUGUCUCUCGCAAAUUUCAGAUUAUAGUUUUCGCACGCAGUGCCAGGAUCAUCAAACAGGCAAAUGGGAUGUGACUGUCCAAGCAGAAAUAUGUGAGACGACAGAAGCAUAUUUCAAAAAAGUCAAUAAAGUUCUUGUACUCCGUCUUUUGGAUAACAAUUUCGUUGAAAUACAUCAAGCAUGUCUGCAUGACUUUCGUAUCCAUCAGAAGAUGCCCUAUCUUGGAACAAUGCACGAUGCGUGUACAGAAGAAGUUUAUCUCCAGACCAAGGUGCACUUCAGUCUAGAACACAUCAUGGAAUGGUCUUCAGAAAGUCCAACACUUUACAUGCUCGUGAUAAGUUUAGAGACAGAAUCAGGGGAAGUACUAGACUGCGAGGGAUGCAGAGUAGGUUUCCGAACUGUACGAGUGGAAAACAAACAAAUCCUCAUCAACAACAGGCCAGUUCUUAUUCAAGGUGUGAAUCGGCACGAGCACUGCCCGGUGCGAGGCAAAGCAGUAUCAGAAAAACUCAUGCUAGACGAUAUUCUCCUCAUGAAACACACCAAUUUUAAUGCUGUUCGAACAUCGCAUUAUCCCAAUCAUCCGCGUUUUUAUGAGUUAUGUGAUGAAUAUGGGUUGUACGUUGUCGACGAGGCAAAUAUUGAAACACAUGGCUUUGAGUUUGGAUUACAUUCGACUCCUUAUCUCGCAAAUCGGCCAACUUGGAAAAACGCUUACAUGGCUCGAGUUACGAGAAUGUUUGCAAGAGACAAAAAUCACUGCUCUGUCAUCAUUUGGUCACUCGGAAACGAGUCAGGGUGCGGUGGCGCGCAUUUUGCCAUGUACUCCUGGAUAAAACACAAUGACCAGUCUCGUCUCGUCCAGUACGAGGGAGGGGGCUAUAAGACACCUUGUACAGACAUCAUCUGUCCCAUGUAUGCGCCUCCUUUGUUGUGUGCACAACUGGCGUCACAACCAGAUUGGCGGCCAGUGAUUUUAUGUGAAUACUCCCAUGCUAUGGGCAAUAGCAACGGCGGGCUGCAUAAAUAUUUUGACGUGUUUCGAAACCAAACAGGCGUGCAAGGGGGAUUUAUUUGGGACCUGAUCGAUCAGGGGCUUCAAUGCUCCAAGGAUGGAGUACAAUAUUGGGGAUACGGUGGAGAUUUUGGCGACGAACCAAAUGAUAAACAGUUCUGUAUCAAUGGUUUAUUUUUCCCCGAUCGAACACCUCAUCCAGCCUCGUUUGAGGCGAAGUAUCUCCAGCAGCCUUUGAUGAUAACUCUGCAAGCAGAUCAAGUGCAGGUUCACAAUCGCUACGCUUUCACGGAUCUUGAUCAACUGAAGUUCCAUUGGUGUGUUGUCCUCGAUAAUGGCUAUACACUUGCAGCUGGUAACAUUCACUGCAUCAAAGUGGGCCCUGGAAUGGUUGCAAAUUACGAUUGGGUUGAUCUUUUCCCGUCAGUGGCAUCAUUGUCACAAACAGCUACGGAAAGACGCUUAACUUUCGAUGAGUGGUGGGUCGACAUCACUGCCUCGUUUGUUGAAGACCAACUAUGGGCAGACUCGCAGAUGAUCAUCGCGAAGUGCCAGCUAAUGUUACCAAAGCGCGUCACGAGCGUCUCAAAAGAACCCAGGCUGGAGAGCAGAGUUCGCGUGGAAAGAGGCUGCAAUCGAUUGACGGUAGAUUGCCGCGAUAGCUCCUACAUAUUUGACACCGCUUCGGGCAGUUUAGUUGAGUUUCAGUUUCGUGGCGAGACGCUGAUUGAUUCAGGACUCGCCCCAUGCCUUUGGCGCGCGCCUACAGAUAACGACAAUGGAGGUUCCAUUUUUUCGUUUGCUGCGCGCUGGGCACAUGCAGGUUUGAAUAAGUUGGAUGAAUAUAAGACGAGUACAAGCAGCCGCAUCAAUGAGCACGGUUGUUUCCAGCUAUUAGUGCAAAAGUCUCUCGGACCCACCAAGAGAAAACUUGUUUGCACUUUGUGUACUCGCUACACCGUCACUAGAUGCGGUCAUCUAGAAGUUAAGUGCACUUUCAACUUUGCACGAAAUCUGCCACCACUUCCAAGAAUAGGUGUGAGCGUUACGUGCCCGAAACAACUUCAUCAGGUUGAGUGGCUUGGACUUGGUCCACAUGAAAAUUAUCUGGAUAGGAAGACGUCAGCUUUCUUAGGGCGUUAUGGUGCUACAGUUGAAGAAUUGCAUGUUCCUUACAUAGUCCCGUGUGAAAAUGGAGCACGGCAAGGGACACGCUGGCUAUCUUUAGGAUCGUCAGAAAGUACAAACAAGUGCCUCUUCACGAGCAAGGAGAACUUUUCGUUCAGUGCGUCGAACUUCACUGAUGAAGAGCUUGCACGCCGUGUACAUCAACAUGAGCUGCAGCGCGCACAAAGCAUCAAUAUACAUUUGGACGCUUUUCAUAUGGGGCUUGGAGGAGAUAACAGCUGGUUUCCGAGUGUGCACCCAGAAUUUACAUCAUCUAUAACAACCAAAAAUUAUGAUUUUGCCUUUGUAAUAGCAGGGGUUGACAGCGAUGACGCGCUGGAUAUGCAGUACAGAAAAGUGAGGUACACAGAUGAUGCAGAAGCAGUGGGAUAA
Ostreococcus tauri is the source of this 3492-nucleotide messenger RNA. Its product is annotated as Glycoside hydrolase, family 2/20,immunoglobulin-like beta-sandwich domain. The transcript has 3 exons. Gene Ontology annotation, biological process: lactose catabolic process. Gene Ontology annotation, molecular function: carbohydrate binding; beta-galactosidase activity. The record is from RefSeq and is a predicted model, not a curated record. Gene Ontology annotation, cellular component: beta-galactosidase complex. Lineage: Eukaryota; Viridiplantae; Chlorophyta; Mamiellophyceae; Mamiellales; Bathycoccaceae. Bases 1 to 3492 code for a protein of 1163 amino acids.